Molecule: messenger RNA, 1523 nt
Organism: Carya illinoinensis
Lineage: Eukaryota; Viridiplantae; Streptophyta; Magnoliopsida; Fagales; Juglandaceae
Product: lipase-like
Exons: 11
Coding region: 242-1306 (354 amino acids)
Biological process (GO): lipid metabolic process
Source: RefSeq, a predicted model, not a curated record
UUCUACGGUUUUUGCGUUUUAGAUUAGAGAAACCUACCCACCAGUCACCACCGGCUUAUUUCGUUAUCGGUACUAUUCUGUAUCGGUGUCUCUUCCACAAUUAGACAUUGCUUUACGUACGGACCAAGUCUGAAGCAAAGGAUCGGAGCAGCCGUUAGUUGCAGCCUUUCCCACCUCUACGGGCACGAUCCGGUCGUCGCUGGAGCUCCGAUUUCACCGUGCAAGUGGGUGGUCUAGAUUAAUGGGAAAGAGGAGGUGGUUGAUAUCGGCAAUAUUUAUAUACCUAAUUGCUUUCUCUUUUGGGAGAGAACUCAGGGUCAAGGAGGAUCAUAGCUCCAUUUAUAAUCAUACCCUGGCCCAGAUAUUGGUGUCGUAUGCAUCUGCAGUGUACGUAGCAGAUUUGACAGAAUUAUUUACUUGGACAUGUGCAAGAUGUGAUGGUUUGAUCAAGGAAUUUGAAGUCAUAGAGUUGGUUGUUGACAUUCAGCACUGCUUACAGGGUUUUGUCGGAGUGGCAAAAGAUCUAAAUGCCAUCAUAAUUGCAUUUAGAGGAACUCAGGAACACAGCAUAAUGAAUUGGAUUGAAGACUUGUAUUGGAAACAGCUUGACUUAAACUACCCUGGCAUGGAUGAUGCAAUGGUGCACCGUGGAUUUUAUUAUGCUUACCACAACACAACUAUACGCCCUGCAGUUUUAAAUGCUAUUAAAAGGGCAAAGGAGUUGUAUGGAGAAAUUCCCAUUAUGGUGACUGGGCACUCGAUGGGAGGGGCAAUGGCCUCCUUUUGUGGAAUUGAUCUAAAGGUUAAUCAUGAGGCCCAGAAUGUUCAAGUUAUGACAUUUGGACAACCUCGUGUUGGCAAUGCAGUUUUUGCAUCUUACUACAACAAACUUGUCCCAAAAACAAUACGAGUCACAAAUGAUCGUGAUAUCGUGCCUCAUUUACCUCCAUACUAUUACUAUUUUCCUCAAAAGACAUACCACCACUUCCCAAGAGAGGUUUGGCUUUACAACAUUGGAUUGGAAAGUCUUGUAUAUAAAAUCGAGAAGGUCUGUGAUGGUACUGGAGAAGACCCAUCCUGUAGCAGGUCGGUAACUGGUACCAGCAUCUCUGACCAUUUAGUUUAUUACGGUGUCGAAUUAAUGUCCGGAGUACCAGGAACGUGUAGAAUUGUGAUGGAUCCUCGCAUUGCAGAGUAUGGCACAAGGGAUCUUAGCGGAAACUUUGUCUUGUCCAGAGUUCCUACCACUCCAGUUAUCAGAUUGAAUACAGAGGCAUGUAUUGAGGGCAGAUCCGAAUUGAAUUAAUUUGGUCAUAGCAUGAUCUCUCUUGCAAGAUAUCUUAGAGAGGACAGGUUUAAAUUGACAGCCUGUACAAGUGUAUUCACUUUUUUGUAUUAAGCCCUUCCAUAAGGUCCUAAAGCUGAAUAUUAUUGCAAGGGACUGGGAAUGGGAAAUAAUUUGUGUAUAUAUGAAUUGUGUACAUCUUCAUCCUUGUUAAUAUGAUCCAACGUUGUUUUCAUUA